GGGACGGUUUUCACCGGUGGACAGACGGUGAACUCUGACCCCUCUAACUGGCUUAUUGUUUUGAUUUAGCAGGUUAGCAUUUUACGUGAAUUGCCCUGAAAACCUUUAUGGAGAGAGAGAUAAACUAAGAGCGCCCUCAGGACCUGCCUAAACUGAGCACAGCCGACGUAAAUAAUGAGUGUGAGGAUGGGGAGCCAGCGCUGCCGUUGAGGACGGGGAGAUGAUUUCUCCGCUGUAAGCUAACGUUGGCUAACUGGCUAACGCAGCGUACGUUGCGCUGGUAACAACACGAUGAUGAGGAGUCGUGUUUAGGAGUGACAAGACAACGGACCGGGCUGUUUUUCUGGCUCAGUACCCAUCCCCUGCCAGUAUUAUCCUGUCUGCGGAUCUGGAUAGUCGCUCAACACCGUGUACAGUCGAAAAGGCUAGCACUCCGCCGGCUGUUUUAGAAAAGGGUUGGACAUUUGCAUCACUAUCUUUCAAUGGGCGAGGAAAAGCCAGAUACGUUGGACUUUGUCAAGGAUUUCCAGGAGUACCUCAGCCAGCAGACUCAACAUGUCAACAUGAUAUCAGGCUCUGUGAGCGGCGUCAAAGAGGCGGACGAGUUGCCAGCUGACUGCAGUCAGAAUGGGCUGGAUCACCCCUCAGUGGACAUGUCAUUGGAGGACAGCUCAGGGAUCCUGAUGGAUGGCUUUGAGAGGACCUAUGAUGGCAAGCUCAAGUGCCGCUACUGUAACUAUGCCACCAGAGGCACGGCACGGCUCAUCGAACACAUCCGCAUUCAUACAGGGGAGAAACCACACCGCUGCCACCUGUGCCCAUUUGCUUCCGCCUACGAACGCCACCUGGAAGCCCAUAUGCGAUCCCAUACAGGCGAGAAGCCUUACAAGUGUGAGCUGUGCUCCUUCCGCUGCAGCGACCGCAGCAACCUGUCCCACCACCGCCGUCGCCGUCACAAGCUGCUGCCAAUGAAGGGUGCUCGCUCCCUUUCACAUAAGAAGAUGCUGAGCGUCUUGCAGAAGAAGGCCAGCUCACUGGGCUACGGCCGCCGGCUUCUCAUCAACUUCAGCCCCCCCUCGAUGGUGGUGCACAAGGCUGACAACAUGAACGACUACUCCCAUGAGCUGCCCCACCUCCGCCAGGACACAUAUGACAACCAGACUGGGGCAGCUGAGGAUGGGAGUUCCAGGAAUGAAAAUCACCAUCACCAAGAUAUGGUCAUGGACAACCCCCUGAAUCAGCUGUCCACCCUGGCCGGCCAGUUGGCCAGCCUUCCCUCUGACGCACAGGCCCAGACUCAGCCUCCCAUGUCUCCCGGAGCUGAGUCCAUGGUGGACGAGAAACCUUUCCUCAUCCAGCAGCCCCACCCGGCCACGGCUCCUGUGGCUGUUUCAGCCAGCAUGGCCCACACCUCCUCCUCUUCCCCCAUCACCCCCGAGCCCAGGGCCCCUCCCCACAGCAACUGCAGUCCUGGAGUGGGACCUUGUAGCGAGCACAGUGGGCGCACCAGUACCCCCAGCAUCACCAACAGCCAACCCAGCACCCCGGCCCCAGGCCUGUCUGCCCCGCUCCAGGAUCCCCACAUGCUGCAUCACUGCCAGCACUGUGACAUCUACUUCCCUGACAACAUCCUCUACACCAUCCACAUGGGUUGCCAUGGGUACGAGAACCCCUUCCAGUGCAACAUCUGUGGCCACAAGUGCAAAAGCAAGUAUGACUUCGCCUGCCACUUUGCCCGGGGGCAGCAUAAGUAGUGGCUGAAUGAGUGAAACUUUCAAAGUACUUUAAAGGGACAGAGCUUGGUUGAAUUAAUCCUACAGUGGUUUUAUUUAUUUAUCUUUAACUUUGAUUCUGGCCUUGAUGUAGCCUAGCCUUUGAAAGUUUUGUGUACUGACUUUGAUUUAGAGAGAAAGGCUAUUAGAAUAUGUCAACAUGUAGAUGGUUUCAUUUUGUAUUAUUUAAAGUGCCCAUUCAAGUGUAUUACAAAGGGAUGUAGUGGUGGUAAAAAAAAAAAAAAAAAAAUCAUAUUAAAACAGUUUUAAUUAUCAGUACUCCUU
This is a messenger RNA of Myripristis murdjan (pinecone soldierfish), 2057 nucleotides long. It is a transcript of the gene ikzf5, whose product is annotated as IKAROS family zinc finger 5. The transcript is spliced from 4 exons. The record is from RefSeq and is a predicted model, not a curated record. NCBI's taxonomy places the organism in Eukaryota, Metazoa, Chordata, Actinopteri, Holocentriformes, Holocentridae. The coding region runs from base 483 to 1754 and encodes 423 amino acids. Gene Ontology annotation, molecular function: RNA polymerase II cis-regulatory region sequence-specific DNA binding; DNA-binding transcription factor activity. Gene Ontology annotation, biological process: regulation of transcription by RNA polymerase II.